UAACCCAGUCUUCACUUAGUUAUGCAGGUAAAGGUUUACCUGUGCAGGAAACUAAAACUGUGCGUGCGGGUGAGCUCGCGGGAGAGAGAGAGUACAAGCGAGAUACAGAGACCGCUCAGCCCAGCCUCAGUGACAUAACACGCUCUGUGGGAUGUAACUGACAUCUUCUCAAAGUAGACCUCAAAACUAAGAACCAGGGCAUUUGCACUGAAAUGGGCUUAUUACACAGCGCCCUGAGACUCCUCAGAGAUUCAAAACACUCGCCGGAGAAGCAACAAGCAGGGAAUCCUGACCAUGCCCCCCUAAAUGGCCCAACCACUGCAUUUCCAAAGGAUAGACUGGGUCCUCCAUCCACAGAGAAAGACAUUGUCCUGGCUCAGUAUGAUUUCAAACCAAUGAAUGAUCAUGACCUUGCAUUUAAACAGGGGGACAAACUGAAAAUAAUUAGUGAGAAAGGGGAUUGGUGGCUGGCUAAGUCCCUGGUCAGUGGAGAGGAGGGGUACAUUCCUCGUAUGUAUGUGGCCAGGAUGCACACCCUGGAGGUGGAAAGAUGGUUCUUUGAAAAUCUGAGCCGGAAGGAGACAGAGCGUUUGCUCCUAGCUCCUGGGAACAAACCUGGAGCUUUCCUCAUCAGGGAGAGUGAGACCAGCAAAGGAGCAUUCUCUCUGUCUAUCAGAGACAUUUUGCCUGAUCGCAGGAACGUUGUGAAACAUUACAAAAUCCGCUGUCUGGACACCGGCGGCUACUACAUCUCUCCUAAGACCAGUUUCCCCUCCCUUCAGGACCUGGUCAAGCACUACUCACGAGUAGCUGAUGGGCUGUGUCAGAGGCUAGCUUCUCCUUGUAAAGCUCAGAAGCCCCAGAAUCCGUGGGCCCAGGAGACCUGGGAGAUUCCCAGGGAAACGCUGCGCAUGGUGAAGAAACUGGGCUGUGGGCAGUUUGGAGAGGUGUGGAUGGGCUAUUAUAAGAACAGCCAGAAGGUGGCGAUAAAGAUGCUGAAGGAAGGCAGUAUGGAGCCGGAGGCCUUCCUGCAGGAGGCCAACCUGAUGAAGGGGUUGCAGCACGACCGUCUGGUGCGUCUGUAUGCCGUCGUCACGCAGCAGCCCAUCUUCAUCGUCACAGAGUUCAUGGAAAAUGGGAGUUUGCUUGACUUUCUGAAGACUGAAGAGGGAAAUGGUCUGAUGCUUCCCAAGCUGUUGGAUAUGUCAGCACAGAUUGCGGAGGGCAUGGCCUACAUCGAGCAGAAUAACUGCAUCCACAGAGACCUGCGCGCGGCCAACGUCCUAGUGUCCGAAACGCUGCACUGCAAGGUGGCCGACUUCGGCCUGGCCAGGCUCAUCGAUUCCGAAUACACAGCACAUGAAGGGGCCAAGUUUCCCAUCAAAUGGACGGCUCCAGAGGCCAUUAACUUCGGCACCUUCAGCAUCAAAUCUGAUGUGUGGUCCUUCGGCAUCCUGCUGACUGAGAUCGUCACAUACGGGAGAGUGCCUUACCCAGGUAUGGCGAACCCGGAGGUGGUACGGAACCUGGACCGGCGGUACCGGAUGCCGUGCCCGGAGGGCUGUCCCAGCGAGCUGUACCAGGUCAUGCUCCGGUGCUGGAGGGAGGAGCCUGAGAACCGGCCCACCUUCGAGCACCUGCAGCACACCCUGGAGGACUUCUACAUCGCCACGGAAACGCAGUAUGAGAGCCAACCCUGAGCUCCUGGCCCCUCGCUGUGGGAGGUUGUUAGGGAGAUGGAAUUAAUAAGAGUCAUUAAUACCUUGCAAAAUAUUUACUGAGAAAAAUAUGGGCUGUAUUUCCUCUGACCAGGCCUUAGAAUGUUUUAAAAAUGUAAAGUUUUUAUUUGUGCAAUACCUACCUGCUGCCUGUGUUGGGGUUAGAGGUAGUGUUGGGGUUAAGGUUUGUGUUGAGUCAGAGGUAGUGUUGGGGUAAAGGUUAGUGUUGGCUUAGAGGUAGUGUUGGGGUUAAGGGUAGUGUUGGGUUAGAGGUAGUGUUGGGGUUAAGGUUAGUGUUGGGUUAGAGGUAGUGUUUGGGUUAAGGUUAGUGUUGGGUUAGAGGUAGUGUUGGGGUUAGGGGUAAUGUUGGGGUUAGGAGACUUCCAGUUUAUAAGUUUAUUAGUUUUUCAGCUUUAUUAUUGAAUCCAAAUCAUGUUAUUAUAUUAAUAAUGCAACACAGUUUAAAAGACAGUAUGCUGUAUAUCUGAUAUAAUUUAUUAAAUGUUCUUGAUAAAAAUGAUUUGUAAAUAAUAUAGUAUUAUUAAUGUUAUUGAAUUAUAACUUAUAAAGCUG
Molecule: messenger RNA, 2291 nt
Organism: Anguilla anguilla (European eel)
Lineage: Eukaryota; Metazoa; Chordata; Actinopteri; Anguilliformes; Anguillidae
Product: tyrosine-protein kinase Blk
Exons: 14
Coding region: 213-1700 (495 amino acids)
Biological process (GO): cell differentiation; innate immune response; cell surface receptor protein tyrosine kinase signaling pathway
Cellular component (GO): extrinsic component of cytoplasmic side of plasma membrane
Molecular function (GO): non-membrane spanning protein tyrosine kinase activity; ATP binding; signaling receptor binding
Source: RefSeq, a predicted model, not a curated record